Messenger RNA from Amphiprion ocellaris (clown anemonefish), 7589 nucleotides. It is a transcript of the gene kcna1a, whose product is annotated as potassium voltage-gated channel, shaker-related subfamily, member 1a. The record is from RefSeq and is a predicted model, not a curated record. The transcript is spliced from 2 exons. NCBI's taxonomy places the organism in Eukaryota, Metazoa, Chordata, Actinopteri, Pomacentridae. Gene Ontology annotation, cellular component: paranode region of axon; voltage-gated potassium channel complex; dendrite. The coding region runs from base 1067 to 2542 and encodes 491 amino acids. Gene Ontology annotation, molecular function: delayed rectifier potassium channel activity; protein binding. Gene Ontology annotation, biological process: protein homooligomerization; potassium ion transmembrane transport.
UGCGGUCUGAUUGCGCCAGAGCUGGCACACGAGCGCUCUUGUUUUUGUGGUGUAUGGAGAACUUCUGGCGGCGUGCUUUAGUAGAGCCGGUCUGCAUUGCGUCGAAACCCUCCAACUCCUCCUCCUCCUCCUGCUGCCCUCCCUCUCCGCUCCUCUCCCCUUCUCUCUUCCCCCUCGCCUCCCUCUGCACUCGCAUGUAAAAUGCACAGGAAAACAUGCUUGACAUUGUUGAGAAAACACUCGGACCUCGCUGCUCCACCUGACAGCCUCUCAGCUCUCCGUUUUCAUGUUUGUUUUUUCUCUCUUUAUAAUUGCGCUCUCCGCUUGAAGCACAUUCUGCCCGUCAUCGUGUCUAGUGGCAAAAAAGCGGCAGAUUUCUGCUGAUGCAGUGAUGUCUGGAAAUGUCAAGGGCUCGCUUAUUGCCCCUUAAUGUAUCUCCCCCCCGAACUGCAGCGCAAGAUUUUCUCCUGCGGUAUACUGUAAGCUCUUCGCACCACCGUGCCGCCGCGCAAGCAACUACCGACGCUGCAGCUUUGCAGUCUUCUCUUUUCGCUCCUUUCCCAGCUCAGGCUCUCCUCAUCACGCUCCUCUGAUUCUCAUUUUGUUUCUUUUCAUUUUUCUCCCGUUUCGCAUCCUGCUUGCUGACACAGUUUGGAUGGAGACGAGCACACUAGGCUGUGUUUCUUUUGUAGGUGCAAUGUAAAGUUGCCACAUGACACCCACUGGUGCCCUGCUGUUGGAUGAUUUUACUCGAGGAUAAGACGCAUUCAAGACCUUUCAAGAUCAACCCACGAAGCAGCAGCAACAACAGCUGCAGAUGUGCCGGAGAGCAGCAAUGGUCAAGUCAGCGAGAACCGCAGUGGAGCCGCACUGAGGCAGAGCAGCCAAGCAGCGCCUCGUAUCUGGGGACGUCUCCAGCUAUUUCAGGGGUUUGGGAAGCCGAGGAGUGGAAAUUUUCGUCCCCCUUCCCUCCAGUCCUGAAUGCCUGCUCAGUCAGACUAACCAACAUCCCGACUCAAGUCCUCCUCCUCCUCUUUCUCCAUCACCUCCUCCUCCUCCUCCCAAAAUGACUGUGGUAGCAGGAGACAACAUGGACGAGACCUCGGCCGUCCCGGGCCACCCUCAGGACACCUACCCACCAGACCACAACGACCACGAGUGCUGCGAGAGGGUGGUCAUCAACAUCGCCGGUCUGCGCUUCGAGACGCAGCUCAAAACUCUCUCCCAGUUUCCGGAGACGUUGCUGGGCAACCCCAAGAAGCGGAUGCGCUACUUCGACCCGCUCAGAAACGAGUACUUCUUCGACAGGAACCGGCCCAGCUUCGAUGCCAUCCUGUACUACUACCAGUCCGGGGGGCGCCUCAGAAGACCCGUCAAUGUCCCUUUGGAUAUGUUCUCAGAAGAGAUCAAGUUCUACGAGCUGGGAGUGGAGGCCAUGGAGAAGUUCCGAGAGGACGAGGGCUUCAUCAGGGAGGAGGAGCGGCCUCUACCCGAGAAGGAGUUCCAGCGGCAGAUCUGGCUUCUCUUCGAGCAUCCAGAGAGCUCAGGCACCGCCAGAGGGAUCGCCAUCGUGUCUGUGAUGGUGAUCCUCAUUUCCAUAGUCAUCUUUUGUUUAGAGACUUUGCCCCAGCUGAAAGAGGACCCGAUGGGUCGAAUGGUCAGAGUGGGGAACACCACCAUUUAUUACAAGCCAAAUAUCCUCACUGACCCCUUCUUUGUCAUUGAGACUCUCUGUAUCAUCUGGUUCUCCUUUGAGUUGAUAGUGCGCUUUCUGGCAUGCCCGAGCAAACCGGCCUUCUUCAAGAACAUGAUGAACAUGAUCGACAUAGUGGCCAUCAUCCCUUACUUCAUCACACUGGGCACCGAGCUGGCUGAAGAUCCGGAGAGCGAGGGGGUGGGGGAGCAGGCAACAUCUCUGGCCAUCCUCAGGGUGAUCCGUCUGGUCAGGGUGUUCAGGAUCUUCAAGCUGUCACGACACUCCAAAGGACUGCAGAUUUUGGGGCAGACCCUCAAAGCCAGCAUGCGAGAGCUGGGAUUGCUGAUCUUCUUUCUGUUCAUUGGGGUCAUCCUGUUCUCCAGCGCUGUCUACUUUGCCGAGGCAGAGGAGCAAGGAUCCUACUUUGGCAGCAUCCCAGACGCGUUUUGGUGGGCUGUUGUGUCCAUGACAACUGUGGGCUAUGGGGACAUGGUGCCGGUCACUAUAGGGGGCAAGAUUGUAGGAUCUCUGUGCGCUAUCGCUGGAGUGUUGACAAUUGCGCUCCCGGUGCCUGUCAUUGUGUCCAACUUCAACUACUUCUACCACCGGGAGACCGAGGGAGAAGAGCAGGCACAGCUGCUGAACGUCAGCAACCCCAACAUCCCCUCUGAAACCAACUCCAGCCGUCGUAGUUCAUCUACUGUCAGCAAGUCAGAGUACAUGGAGAUUGAUGGAGACAUAAACAAUAGCAUCGACAAUUUUAGGGAGGCAAACCUCAGAACUGGCAAUUGCACUAUAGCCAACCAAAACUGUGUAAAUAAAAGCAAGCUGCUUACAGAUGUUUAGACACUAGCUAGGAACUUUAGGAUCUCUACAGGACAGUCACAUGUGGAGUAGACCAUCAGUUAGGAAUGCUUCAUUUACCUCCCCAAAGCGCUCUAUGGCAUUAGGCCUACAACUACGCUCAGCUAUACAGAAAGGAAACAGAAAAACAAAGCUGUUAGAGUAUAUGACAGGUAGAUAGAAUAAUUAAUUCUUCUGAUCCUACCAAUAUAUAGUAAUAUCAAAAAGAAAACAUCGUUUAUUACACGUAUACGCGGCUCCCUCGAGGACGCACAGCACAGCCUGUCUGAUCAGACGACGGCGUGACCAUUCAAAUCUUAUGCAUGGAGUACAGAUUACAUUUCAGCAAGUUGCACAAUGCACCAGAAACGACUGCAGACAUGAAAGCAUCUGCAGCCGAGUGGUAAGCGCCAAGAAGUUAGGAGACCCUCCCCGUCCUCCCUUCUCCUCCCUCCUCUCUCUCCCCCACAAAGGAUCUACUACUCAGCAAAGCACCUUAUAGGAGGAAGACUGAUCUCUCUUGCUUGGAUGUAAACAGAUGGUGAUGUACUUGCUUCACGGACAUCUGCAAUGCUGCUGUUUUCUCAGCAUUUGCUGUAAUUGUGUUAUCACCAAGUGAUUCAAUGCCAUGCCCUUUAGAUGCAACACAGCACAAUGAUAAAGUGAGCUUCACACGAGCAUGAUUAGAGACUUUCCAUUUUGAUAUCGGCAUGCAUGAGACAUAUCUCACCUACUGGAAAGGAUGUUCUUUUGGAUAUCUGCCUCCAUUCCCCCCCUCUCAUCUGUUUUCAUACUGAGUGCACUGGAUGAGUUUUUAAUUUGAAGUGCUCAAAUUAAAAUCAUUUAGAAGUAUAGAAAUUGAAUGUUAAAUCUUAAGGGAACAGUACAUAAAUGAGAUCAUAGCAUGAAAAAAGUAACCUGCAUUAUGGUCUAUCGACUAAGGUACUUUUGUAUCCUGGUAUAUUUAAUGCAUGACGUGAGUAUUCAGCUUGUUGCAAUUCAGGCACUCUGCAGUGCCCUAUUGUCAGGGAAACUAAGGAAGUCAAAUUCUGGAUGUUUCUGAAUUGUGAUCAAAUAUAUCCAAACCCACCUUGAGGAUGCAGAGUUUCUAAUUUAAAAGUAGACAAAGAAACUGAAUAAAUAUUAUCAAAAAUGCAUAUAAUCAUAAUAAGCACCAAUUACAGUAUUAGUCAAUAGUGCAGUGCAUGGACCUUCUUUGAACAAGAAAAGUUAACAUAUUUUUAGUCAUGCUUCCAUCUCCACGUCUAAUUUUAGUGCAUAUUCAUUUGGAAUCCACCGGGAAGGAUCAAUACCAAAUUUCACGUCAUAUUUCGGAGGACUAUUCUGACAUUAGUUGCUAGUGCCUUUAUCCCUUUCACCAACAGGACCAGUGAAAGUGCCUCUGUGUACAGUGGUAUUUGUGUGGUUGAGCAGAGCUGCUUUACCUUCUGUCUUGGUGUUGAUACACAGUUGGUUAUGAUGCUAAAGAUGCCAGAUGAGCAAGUCUGAAACAGCAGGUGACUAUUGGUCAAAAAAGAAAAACAAAAAGAGAUGAUCCAUGCUGUCAUGCACAACCCAGUUUUCACGCUGUCACACACUUAAUUAAGCCCUUAAGCAGCAAUGUAUUGUACUCUGCAUGUUUACCAUUCCAAUUCAAAAAGGGAAUAUCCAUCGAGACUUUAGUUAUGCCUGUUGUUUUUCUUUGUGCACCGUGCAUCCUUUCAGGGUCUCUACCUCAGUGAGGUCAUUGCAAACUUGCUGCAGAGCUGCAAGCUUCAAUGCAGGGCUUCCUAUACCAUAAUGCAAAAUGGAACCUUAAGUGUAAACUGCAGUCAUGCAAUAUUGAAUGUGAGAGUCCCAAAGCAUAGCCUUUACAUAAGCACUUAGGACAAAUAGUUUACCACAAUCCUGCUCCUUUUUUCACUUAAAGCUACGCACAAUCAGGGCGUUCAUUUGUAGAGAGUUUGUGGAGAUUGCUUGACUCUCCCGACGGUAUGAGGUUGACUGUGUGAUGUGUUAGUUUCUUUGAAACAGUGCCACGUUGCGUCACUGUUGUGUCACAGGAAAACAGCUGAAUGUGUUUAAACACAUCUGUGUCGAAUACAGCGAAAAAAAAUUUAUCUAGUUUUUAAAUCUGUCAUACUGCAGUUCUUGGGCAGAGUGCAGCCCAUCUUUUUUGCACAAUCAUGUUAUUCUGUUGCUUGAGCUAUUUUUACUUUUUACUAGUGAGUUUGUUUUUCUGUUUCCCUGUGCUUGCUCAUAUGUCGUGCAUAGUUUCUCUGCAUAUUGUUCCAGACAGGCGAACUGCAGAUAGAUUGGGACACACUGAAAUGACUACUUGAAAAUCUCAGCUACUGUACAUCAGUCUACACUCAGUAUUGAGAUGAAUUCAUCCAAAUGACAGUAAGAUUUUGUAGUGUACGCUCAGUUUUUUUAGCGCUCUCCCGACAAGGUCCUGUUAAAAAAAAAAAAAAACAACAACAACAAAAAAACGCUCUACUGCAGUGCUACUUGAAUGUCAUAGUUGUUUCUGUUGGUGCAAUGGCUAUUCUCUGUGGUGCUAGUACAGGACUACCAUUGUUGUCUUGUUACCAUAACAUGUUAUCUGAAGCUGAAGCAAGCCUGCGUUAAUUGUUUUGGACAAGAUGAUCUUCCAUUCAGUGAUUUUUCUUACAUUAUUGGUGGCUGGUUGGUUAGUUUAGGGCACUGUUUGUCAUUUAAUUUUGGAACUGAUCUUUGUACUGUACUAAUGAAGAGUGUCUGCCUCAGGCAAGAUAAAUAUGUUAGAUGUCAGGAGUUCAAAAUAAAAUAUCGUUCAAUUUGUCUAGGCUUUCUGGUACAGAAGGGCACGAGUAAUACCCACUACCAUAUAUUAUAUUACGAUAUAUAGAAUGACAGAGAAAUUAUUGUAGUCUCCUAAAUGCAGCUAUCAGGAAGUUGUUUGCUUUGGUCACAAGUUUCUCGUAACACUGAUUCUUGACAGUAGUGAUGUGUGCAUGAAAUAGUCCGACGUGAGGUGAAGAAAAUACAAAUGAUGCCCCUCACUUUGGCAGCGCUGUCGCUACUCUUGCUGUGAGGCCAUGUAUGGAUGGUGCUACGCAUUCAGUUACCCAACAAAAACAUGCAUUCUUAACAGCAAUAGAAAAACAGAUAACCUGUUUCUUAGAUGCUUUUUGUAAAAAAAAGAAAAAAAAACGGAAAACAAAUCUAUUUUGAAUGUCAGAGAAACUGCGAUCACUUGACAGAUACAACAGGGCUGUUUAAAACUCCUUUGUUCUGGGACUUUUUAAGGUCAGCGGGGUCAGAUGUAGAGGAGGACAUUUUAUCGAGAGAAACCUGUGAAAAACCUAAAUAUAGGCUUUGUCGUAGUCCCCAUUUAGCACCCAGGUCGGACUGGAGUUGUUUUAUUGUCAGGAGCAAAGGCUGCAAAAGGGGUUCAGUCAGACCUACAACAGAGUAAAAAAGGAAGAGCCCAUAAUGCAUUUAGAGAGGAUCUAUCUUCAGUUCACUGGACUGAUCAGCUGUCAGAGAGAAAGUCAGAGAAGGUGCCUAAAUUGUUUUACAUAUUCAUUUGUUUUAGCUCACUGUCAGAUGUUACGCUUCUGCAAACAAACACGAGUAACAAGAUCUAAAAAAAAACAUGACAACAUGAAUCUAAUUAAGAAAAAAACACAAAAUGUCAUGAGAACAAAACGCUAUUUAGCUAGAAUAAGAUAGAGAAAAUUAACCACUAUAUAGUAGAAUUAUGGAAAACAAGUUUAAUGUGUGUUCUUAUUUUCCUUUGUUUCUGUUUUGCUGGUUUUUUGGUGGCGCUGUAACAUGACUGAUUUAGGAAGAACAUGCCUUAUACUGGAAUAUCGAAACAAUAUGUUCCUCCAGCAAGCCAUGAUAAUGAAACUACUGUAUUAUGAUCACUUGCUAUACACUAGAUGAUAUGGACAAGAAGUGUACUAUUAUAAAAAAAAAAAACAACAACACAUGGUUUGUCUUUUUUUGGUUUCAAGAAAAAGAAAUAUACAGGAUUCAUUCAAACGCCAUGUUCACGUUUUUUUCCCCAACUCUCUGCUGCUGAACCUUCUGCUAUAAUGUAUCUCUACAGAAACCUACUGAUUGCAAAAAACUGCAUGGUCGAUGGAAGACUGCAUGAGCUUUGCCUUUCAAACUGUGGAUCAACUAUAAUGCAGUUGCAUCAUUUAAAAAAAGAAACCCUUGCUUUCAUCCGCACCAAGGCUUCCUGUAAGGCCCUGUUCAGAAGUUGUCGUGAAACGUGUCCUCUGCUGGAUUUCUAAAAAGCACCUUAGCGCUGAGCUCAUCGCUGAGACGGCACCGGGUAUCCGAGCCGUACCCUCCGUCUGUGCGUGAUGUUCAGGUUGUGCUUGCUAGGCUCUGAAUGUGAGCAAGGACAUCAAGGGCUAGUUUCUUAGACUUUAUCUCUGCUCUAGGACUGAAACGCUCUUUCAAGUGACAUUUUGCCCAUUCCUAUCUCAGUCUAGACUCUAGUGAUGCUGUGUUGUGGGAAACAUGUCCAUCAUGUCUAAACAGGGCCUGUGCCGCACACCCUCCUCUGUACUUCACCGGUUUUAAGGCGUUCUCGUUUAUUAAAAGUGUGGAUAUCGGACUGCCUGCUGAGGAGGCACUGAACGGGACCCAAUGUUGGGAUGCUGUGUACCUCACUCGCCAAAAGGUGACAAUACAUGGGAAGUACUUGUUUGUAUUAGAAGUGUGAUGGCUAUGAGUUCAUCCUCUCUGUCAAGAAUGCACAUUUAAUUGCUGGUAGGGAAGCUGGGCCUUUUCGGAGCAAAAGCGCUAAAGGACUGUUGAACUCUCCUGCUCUUCUUUUCAUCCACACGCAAGCCAAACUCUGAUUGUGUUAUCUAAUCCAGCCGUCAUUGUCAUGUUGUGUUUACCAAGGAUUAUGCUACAAUGUGUUCAGUUUGUCGGAUGACGACAAAGGCAUGGUCUGUGAUCUAUGCAAGGGUUAUUUGUUUUUCUUUUUCUUAUAUCACUUAUGAUUUCAUCUUACAUUAACUUCAAUAAAUUUUUAAGGAUC